AAGUAGGGCAAGUGGCUAAGGCUAAGGACUGCAAUUCCAUCCAGCCUAGUUCAUUUCAGUCAUCCGCACGGAGAACACACUAACAGGACAAGAGGAGCAAAUUUCUGCGCAAGCCCUCUUCUACAAUAAAUUUAAAAAAAAAAGCCAUACGUAAAAACAUAAGGGAGAGGAAAUGGUAAAGUACAUUCGGCAGCACAGCAGCGAGCUGAGAAGCGAAGAGGUCCUGUCGGAGUCUGACGCGUCCAAGGAGCAGCAGGAGACAUUAGGAGAGAUGUCCGGCUGUUCUUUCAGCGACGCUUUCUACUCCAAAUGUUCCGCAAUGGACCAGCUCGGCACUUUCAUGCGGAACGUGCAGGUGCUGCUGGAGGCGGCCAGUUACAUUGAAAGCACUGAGAAGAGCAACGGAAAAUGUGAGCAUGGUUAUGCUUCGGCAUACCCUGAAACGCAGAUUGCACAUCAACAGAAACAUCGUAAGUUCAAGAACAGGAAAGUGGACAAUAUGCACAACAGAUCAGCACAUAAUGAACUGGAAAAGAACAGGCGAGCACAUCUCCGCCUGUGUUUGGAGAGGUUGAAGUCACUCAUCCCUCUGGGACCAGACUGCAGCCGGCACACCACACUGGGACUUCUCAACAAGGCCAAAGCACACAUCAAGAAACUUGAAGAAAUGGACCGAAGGAGUCAGCAUCAACUGGAGACAUUAGAAAGGGAACAGAGGCACCUGCAGAGGCAGCUGGCUCUGUUGCAGUCUCAUGGUGAAAGGGAGAGGGUCCGCACAGACAGCUUUGGCUCCCGCAUGGACUCUGAUCGCUCGGAGUCUGACAGAGAGGAAAUUGAAGUGGACGUGGAAAGCACUGAGUUCUCCCAUGGAGAAAUGGACAGUGUUAGCACCAGUGGUGCAAGCGACCUGGAUGACCACAGCAGCCGGCAGAGCUCAGCCAGUGACGAGGGGUACUCCACCUGCAGUCUGAAGCUGGCCUUCUCUGCUUAAAGAACCAGCCUAUACCUAUGCUGAAGCUGCAAUCUUUGGCUUUCUCCAUUCAAAGUACCAGCCUACAGCUCCAUUCUCCCUCUGCUGUCUUCAAAAGAACCAGCCUCCCACAUGAAAAAUCAAACAUAGCCCUCCUAGAACCAGCCUUCAGUUCAGAUCUGUCCCUUCAGAUGCCAGCAGCCUUCUCUCUGUCUCUGGCACACUAUUACAACAAUAAAUCGUUGGUAAUCUAUAACUAAUAUCAAAUCACCGUCCCCUUUACCUUUUGUCAGUUCAAAUGAACUAUAAUUCUUUAAAAAAUCGAUCCUGUGGAGGACCAGUUAUUUAGCCAGUGUCAAACAUUGAAGGGAAAAUUCUGCUUUAAUAAAGCCGAUCAUUAGAAAACCAGCAAAUCCCAUUUUUACACAUACACACAACCAGCAAGGAGCUUACCAUUGGAAACAUAUGCCUUGUAAAAAUGCCCUUUUUUCACUUGAUAACACAUUCAGACAGCACUUCUUGUCAAGGUACAAGCCUACAAGGGCUAAAAUAUAGUUUGCAUUCCAAUUAUGCUCCACAAGUCCGUUCUGCUUUAGGACCCACAAAUCAAUCACUGAUUUAAUGUGGUGUCCCUCCUCUUUAACACCAGUCCAAUCAAAACAGAUGGCAUGUCGUUCCACCUUUGUUACCCUAAUAUAUUUUGCAUGAUUCUAUUUAUUUUUGAUAUAUUUAAUUGUACUUGAGUUGUGCUUGAAUGGCAAACUUUUGAUCACUGUUUUAAAAAGUUUGCUGGUCUUACUUGGCAGAAAAUUCCCCACAGAAGCAUUUACUUUGCUUCGAGUUAAACGCAUUACUCAGUGUUUAAAAUGCUUUUACACUGUGUGCAAAUUCAAUGAGUUUAGUCAGUAAUAAGCUAAUCUAGCACUUGUCCAAGCACAAAGCUCAAGCAAUAAUACCUGGUUUGAUCAUAUGUGUGAUGUUGGUCGGGUUAAGUACAUUUUUUUUUUCCAUCCGUUCCAACUCAAAAUACGGGGAUUUGUACUUGCUUCGGUAGUAGAAUCAGCUACUAAUAAUCAGCAGUAAAAUGAUUGUAAUUUGACUUGAAAAGCUAUGGUGCAUGCGUCUUGAAUGUAGCCUUUCUAAUAUUGUAAUGUACUUUGGAUUGACGAGUCUAAUAAAAGUAAUAAUGUUGGUAGCAUGAACAGCAAACUACAGAAUAUUGGUUUAUACUUCAGUGUUUAAUACUGUAUCUUUUUUGUACUGUAGCAGAUGAAGAAAAAGUUGAAUUUCUUGACAUAUAAAGACUUUCCACUGAAAUUUGAGCUAUAUUUAAUACAGAAUUGCACUGCUGAUUUGUUUAAUAGAAACCAAAAACAGAUAUUUCAAUAUGAACAUUUAUCCUAAGUAAAUCACCACCAAUUUGUGUCUUAACAUGGGAAUUGUCCAACACCUUGUUGGAGAUUCUUCCCCUGUCCAGCAUGUUUGGGUAACUGCAAAAAAUGCACUAAAGCAAAUGUCAGAAUUAUAUGGAGGCACAACCCAGAAUGUUUUUCUUAUGCUUACUCAGCCGUCCAAGGUGAUUUUUGUGGAAAUUACGUGCUGCUGGUCCCCCUGCUAACAAUUUGUUACAACUCCUGGAAACUAUUCCUAGAAUCUUAAUAAAACCUUUAAACACGAA
Messenger RNA from Girardinichthys multiradiatus, 2648 nucleotides. Its product is annotated as max-interacting protein 1-like. The transcript has 6 exons. Gene Ontology annotation, molecular function: DNA-binding transcription factor activity, RNA polymerase II-specific; protein dimerization activity; RNA polymerase II cis-regulatory region sequence-specific DNA binding. Bases 173 to 991 code for a protein of 272 amino acids. The record is from RefSeq and is a predicted model, not a curated record. Lineage: Eukaryota; Metazoa; Chordata; Actinopteri; Cyprinodontiformes; Goodeidae. Gene Ontology annotation, biological process: regulation of transcription by RNA polymerase II.